Molecule: messenger RNA, 1866 nt
Organism: Giardia duodenalis
Lineage: Eukaryota; Fornicata; Diplomonadida; Hexamitidae
Product: Arginyl-tRNA synthetase
Exons: 1
Coding region: 1-1866 (621 amino acids)
Biological process (GO): arginyl-tRNA aminoacylation
Cellular component (GO): cytoplasm
Molecular function (GO): arginine-tRNA ligase activity; ATP binding
Source: RefSeq, a predicted model, not a curated record
AUGGAGGACCUCAAGGACAUAUGCGCCCAGGCCAUGCACACCGUUCUUGGAGAUCACAUUGCCCCUCUCUCGGCUCAGGAAGGCUGGAAGGAGAGCAUGCUCGGCGUUUUCACGUCCCCUCUUGUCACGCCGACCACAAACAUUAAGUACGGGCACUAUCAGUUCAACAGCACGAUGGGCAUUGCUAAGCUUAUCAAGGAUCUUCACUACGAUGCACUCCCGUCAAAUCCUGCCGAACUGUCUGGUCUCUUCACUCAAGCAAUGCUUUGUGUCCAAGACAAAUAUGCAGAGGAAAAGGGGUGCCCCAAGCCCAUAGAGGCAGUUAAUAUAGCAGGCUGCUUCAUAAACAUUGCACUCACCCCUGCAUAUUUGCUUUCGAAGUGCUUUGACAUCUACAUGGCCGUGCCGUUUGGGACUCUGCCAAAGCCUCCCACUCUACCCAGAAAACGCGUUGUCGUCGACUUUUCGUCACCUAACGUGGCAAAGUCUAUGCACGUGGGUCACCUGCGAUCAACGAUUAUCGGGGACUCUAUUUGCCGUCUCUAUGAGUAUGUGGGGUAUGACGUCCACCGCAUCAACCACGUGGGCGACUGGGGCACGCAGUUCGGCAUGCUCAUCACUCACCUAACGGAUAUGCAUCCAGAGAUAGCUGAUGCUGCGGCUCACUGCAGGCGCAUAACAAUGCUUCCAAUCGACAACCUUGUGGCCUUCUACAAAGCAGCAAAGGAGAGAUUUGACAACGAUCCAGCCUUCCAGAAGCGGGCCUAUGAGGCUGUUGUCAAGCUACAACGCCUCAACUUGGCAGAGUUUUACCUCUGGUGCAAGAUUUGUGACAUCUCUAGGCACGAGUUUCAGCGCAUUUAUGAUCGCCUAGACAUCAAGAUUGAUGAGUUUGGAGAGAGUUCCUACAAGUUCAAGCUGGGCACCACUGUCGCGCGGUUGAAAAGGCUCCACUUGACUCAGAUGUCCGACAAGGCAACUGUCAUACCAAUUGAGGGGAUGGACUAUCCUCUCAUCAUCGUCAAGUCCGACGGCGGCUUUACUUACGACACAACAGACAUGGCAGCUAUUUAUCACCGCACCCAGGUCCUUCACGCGGACAAGUGCGUGUACGUUGUUGACGCCGGCCAGUCGAGUCACUUUGAUCUUGUUUUCAAAGCUGCUGAGAAGGCUGGCUGGAUCACAAAGGACCAGGCCGUGCACGUCCCAUUCGGGGUUGUGCUCGGAAGCGAUGGCAAGCGCCUCAAAACAAGAGCAGGAGAGACCGUUAAGCUGGAGGAUUUGCUCGAUGAGGCGGUCACGGAGUCCAUGCGGCUCCUUGAGGAGCGCAACCGUGACCAAGAGUUCAGCCAAGAGGAAAUGCGCCAGGUUGCAGAGGCUGUCGGCUACGGAGCUGUCAAAUAUGCUGACUUGUCCUCUCACAGGAUUAAGGACUAUAAGUAUGACCCUAAGCGAAUGCUCAAUCUGAAAGGAAAUACUGCGGCAUACCUGUUGUAUAGCUUUACGCGAAUCUCGUCUAUCUGUCGCAAAGCCGGAAUCGAUCGGGAAGAGCUCUACACCAGUGACACUCUCAGGAACUUGUCUAUCACAGAACCCUCUGAAAUUAAUCUCUUAGUUGCGCUGUUGAAGGUCCGUGAUACCAUUCUAUUUACUCUAGAAGAUCUGUGUCCGCACCGUAUUUGUGACUGGGUGUACUCUGUAGCCUCCGCGUACACAGACUUCUAUGAAAAGUGCCGAGUCAUUGAGACUUCUGCGUCUGGGGACAGCGUCUGCAACAAAUCUCGUCUUGUCCUGUGUGAAAUGGCCCGUCAGAGCCUCCGCCUGGCAUUCCACUUGCUUGGAAUCCGUGAGAUCGACAGAAUGUGA